UACAGUUUUUCUUCUACUGAUAUUUUCUUGUCAUAUUUUUUCAGACAGUUUUACGCAUUCGAAUAAAUAACACGAACAUAAUUUAGCUUACUGCAGUUAUUAUAUGUUUCUCGUGAUAGUGAUAUGUUUAUAUUGAAAUACGGACUUGUGACCAAAUGGGUAGUGAAUUAAAUCUUCACACUACUGAAUCCAGGUUCUCUGCACACUGUCUGUUAUGCCAAAAUUCUUUGAGCCAUAUUACAUUUGGACUAAAUAUAUUUUGCCACUCAUUUGUCAUGUCAUUAUCAGCACAUUGAGUAUAGUAUGCAGGACAUGGAUUGGAACUAUAUUUUCCUUUGUGUGGAACUGGACUGGAGGAUGGUUCAGCUGGACUCGCCAGUCGGAUACCAUGCUACGGAACAUCGAAAAGAAAAUACUAUCAUGUCUUAACACAGUAUACAAGAGUUUCUACGUGGAUAUUGGAUCGGUUGUGGGACAGAGUGAUAAAAUAUGGACUAUAUCACUGAACGUCGAGUCGCCGAAGACUCCACUGGUGUUGCUGCAUGGCAUGGGCGCUGGUGUCGCGCUCUGGUGUCCAAAUCUUGACGCUCUCUCCGCGAACAGGCCUGUCUAUGCUAUUGACGUUUUGGGUUUCGGCCGAAGCUCCCGUCCGAAAUUCUCGGAUGAUGCGGAGAAGGCCGAGGCGCAAUGGGUGGAGUCGGUGGAGGAAUGGCGCCGGGAGGUGAAGCUCGAGGAGAUGAUCCUACUGGGACACAGUCUAGGCGGCUACUUGGCGACUGCUUAUUCUAUGAAGUACCCGGAAAGAGUGCGACACUUAAUCCUCGCCGAUCCGUGGGGCUUCAACGAGAAACCGUCAAAUGUAUACGAGAAGUACCAAGUACCAUUUUGGGUACGCGCCGUGGCCACCGUCGUGCAGCCGUUCAACCCUCUGUGGGCGGUCCGCGCCGCGGGCCCGGCCGGCAAGUGGCUGGUCAGCAAGACCCGCCCAGACAUCUCUAGGAAGUAUACCAAGUAUAUUAAAGACGCUGAAACGAUUAUACCGGAAUACAUCUACCAAUGCAACUCGCAGACGCCAAGCGGAGAAAGCGCCUUUCAUACAUUGAUGCAAGGGUUUGGCUGGGCGAAAAAUCCCAUGGUGAAGCGAUUCGACAAGUUAGACCCUAAUCUUCCGAUCACCGUGCUCUAUGGCUCGAGAUCAUGGGUAGAUAACUCCACUGGGCAGUUGCUCAGCGAAUAUCGCCAGUCUGACAAGACUUAUGUCCAGGGUAUAAAUGGCGCCGGCCAUCACGUAUACCUAGAUAAACCGGACUUAUUCAACAAAUACGUCCUAGAGGCGUGCCAGAAAGCGGAUGAUAGGAAACCGGAAUUGGAGAAAGCAUUGGUACCGGUAAACAGGACAGAGGACUCGGACGCUGCUAAUUCUUGAUAGUUGUUGCAGGUCGUAGUUAGUAUGUUAUUAUUGUGAAUUGACUUGUGCUCUAUCUUCUAAUGGUUUGUAAACAAUCACAAUUCGCUUUGGUAUUUGCUGCCAGCUAUAUUUAUAUAUAUAUAUAGUCUUUUUUGUUUCUAUUUUUAAUAGUUAUUGUUUUGUUUUUAUAUUCUGGUAUAAAAUGUACAGGAUUAUAUGGCAGAAGUGGAAAUCGAAGUGAAAUAGCAAUUUAAGCUUCCACGCCAAAAUAAAAUAAGUUUGAAGCAGUGCAACUAAUUUUUUAGCACUAUAGAUAUAUUUACAAGUUGUACAAACUAUACAAUAUAUAAUUCAUGUUGAAGGUUUUGUUUGCAU
Messenger RNA from Achroia grisella, 1783 nucleotides. It is a transcript of the gene puml, whose product is annotated as (Lyso)-N-acylphosphatidylethanolamine lipase. The record is from RefSeq and is a predicted model, not a curated record. NCBI's taxonomy places the organism in Eukaryota, Metazoa, Arthropoda, Insecta, Lepidoptera, Pyralidae. Gene Ontology annotation, cellular component: lipid droplet. The coding region runs from base 215 to 1426 and encodes 403 amino acids. The transcript is spliced from 9 exons.